This is a messenger RNA of Perkinsus marinus ATCC 50983, 1236 nucleotides long. RefSeq lists its product as hypothetical. Gene Ontology annotation, biological process: actin filament depolymerization; positive regulation of actin filament depolymerization. The transcript has 8 exons. Gene Ontology annotation, cellular component: cortical actin cytoskeleton. Gene Ontology annotation, molecular function: actin filament binding. NCBI's taxonomy places the organism in Eukaryota, Perkinsozoa, Perkinsida, Perkinsidae. The record is from RefSeq and is a predicted model, not a curated record. The coding region runs from base 1 to 1236 and encodes 411 amino acids.
AUGGCCCCUUCUGCAUUCCCUCAACGUAAUUGUGGUAAAACUCUUAGUCGCAACUUCGACGUAAUUGUCAGUCUUGCCGCUGCCUCGACGUUCACAUCAUCAUUGCCUUUCGAUCUGUGCAACGAGCUCUGGUCCUUUUUGGAGCCCUCGCCAACCUUGCUGAAAACCAACCAACCAGAAGCUUACUUCCGCUCUGGUGAUUCUGUAAGUAUAUCAUUCGAAUAUAAUAAUUUGAUAAUAUCGAGAAGUCCCUGCGUGGUGGGCUUGCGUCAACUCGGCCAGUUCCCCGAGUUCGCAUGGAAGACCAAUUGUGAAGUGCUGAGCGCAUGCGGCGUCCAAAACGGACUGGUGGUUUCUCUCAGCAACAGUAGAUUGUUAUUGUUGGAAUACAAAACACCGCAGCCUGUGAACCUCCGAGAUCAGCUUGCCCUGGAGGCCUCUUUGGGUCGAUGCAUCCCGAAGGUCGCGUCCGAGAAAGGGAAACUCCUCUACCUUAGCGACAGAGACAACAAACGUAUCAUCCGAGCCGACCUGGUCAACGGUGAAGUUCUUCGAUAUCCAUCGGGCAACAACGUAAUCUUGCGUAAUUUCCACGACUCUGCUGAUGUGUUCAUGUAUACUGCUCACGCGGGCAAGCGAGUACAAGCAGUCGCGAUCUCCCCCAAUGGUCAUUGGGUCGCCAGUGGGGACAACUCUGGCAUUUUGAGGGUUUGGGGCUCCAGAGGCGACCAUGCGGACAAAGGCGAAUUCAGACUAUGGAACGGCGACAUCAGAGGCAUCUGCUGGUCUCCCGACAAUCAACGCAUCGCCGUGUGUGGUAGUGGACGAGAGGUAUCAGCAGCUUGCAUCAUGUGGGACACCGGAAAUAAGGUAGAGACUGAUAUUGGCUCCUAUGGGAAAGGGCGGCACACCAACUUCGUCCAGGGGGCAACAUUCACUCCCAGUGGAGACCUCCUGCUUACCUGUGGCAGCGACGGGCUGGUAAACGUCUACGAAGGAUUGACCGGAGAUUUCCUCUAUGCUUUCCCCAAGUUGCCCUCCACGGCAUUUUCUCUGGCGUGCCCUGAUGACAAUACUGUUGUUGUUGCAUAUGCUGAUAAACAUGUUGCUGGGAAGGACGCUGUUAUCACUACAUGCCUUGACGGUCGCUUGCUAAAGUGGAGUGUGCCAGAUGGGAACCUCAUCGAGACUUUGACUGGCAGCAGUGGAAGGGUGGGGCGAGCUAGCUCUUCAUAA